AUGGCGAGCCAGCGAUCAACCCAGUACAGCGCCGCACCCCGCUUCAGCGGCACACCACGCUUUACCGUCGCACCCCGCCUCACCGUCACACCACAAAGCCAACCCGGCCCAUCCCGCUCCCAUGCUUCGGCAUCGGGGCCCUCACCCCCCGUCUCGCGUGCCACCCAGCUUGGUCUCGGAUUAGCAUCUCGGGGUCCUAGCAGCAGCAGUAGUACUAGCAGGGGCUUUGCCUUUGGUAGAGGUGCUGCGGGCCUGGGGAAAGCUGGGCUUGGUGGCAAGGGCAAGGGUGCGCUGAAACGCCAUGUCAAAAUUCAGCGGGAUAGUAUUCAUGGGAUUACCAAGGGCGAUAUUCGACGACUCGCACGCCGCGGCGGCGUCAAGCGCAUCUCCGCCAUCGUAUACAGCGAUGUGCGCCAGGCGCUGAAGGACCGAUUGGCAUUGAUCCUGAGAGACAUCUGCGCCAUCAUCGACUCCAGCGGCCGCAAAACCGUGUCCGUCACUGACGUCGUGUUUGCGCUUAGACGUCGGGGAAACCCGAUUUAUGGCUUUGAGCCUUCGUUUCUGAGUAAGCGGUGAGAGAGACAGACGUAUGUAUGUCUGUGUAUGUAGCUGGAAGCAGAGCACAUGCACUAUGAACGGCUGCGUGGUGGUAUGGCAUGAGCGUGAUACAUCAUGCUGAUCAUGCCGGGAGAGCGCGAUACGAUACGAUACCCCUGCACAUACGGGCGUUUAUGGCGUUGUAAUGAUGGGAUAGUGAUUCUCAAGCAUGGCUUUACGCGAUGCGUUCACGGUGGAGGACUCCAAGAAAUAUUAAAGUCAGCCAAAUUGAUGGCGAGUAACCACACUCUAAACUAGUAUUCACAAUCAAUACGAC
This is a messenger RNA of Exserohilum turcica Et28A, 874 nucleotides long. RefSeq lists its product as uncharacterized. The record is from RefSeq and is a predicted model, not a curated record. Gene Ontology annotation, biological process: nucleosome assembly. Lineage: Eukaryota; Fungi; Ascomycota; Dothideomycetes; Pleosporales; Pleosporaceae. Bases 1 to 576 code for a protein of 191 amino acids. Gene Ontology annotation, molecular function: protein heterodimerization activity; DNA binding; structural constituent of chromatin. The transcript is spliced from 5 exons.